This is a messenger RNA of Lindgomyces ingoldianus, 1346 nucleotides long. RefSeq lists its product as uncharacterized. The transcript has a single exon. Bases 244 to 1146 code for a protein of 300 amino acids. The record is from RefSeq and is a predicted model, not a curated record. NCBI's taxonomy places the organism in Eukaryota, Fungi, Ascomycota, Dothideomycetes, Pleosporales, Lindgomycetaceae.
AUUGUCUCUGCAAAGCUAGGCACUGUUGCCCUGUUCACCUGAGUCUGGCAAGUGUUAGAUGUCUGAGGUCUUCGUGCAUCACUUACGCGUCCUCAAGGCAACCACAUUACUCCUAACAGCCAAGGUCCUUUCGUUCUUCCUAGCAAAGAUUUUCAUUCAUUUCCCUUUCAUCCAGCAUUUUCAUGUAUUUCAUCUGAUUUGUUCCGCAUAAUGGAAGCCCCUCGAACAUUAAUUACGAACACUAUGCUUGACGCUCUCCAAGCACAGCUCCUCCGUCUGCCUCGCGAACUCCGCGACAUCAUAUACCGCUACGCCUUCUUCUCUUCUUCUCCCAUCUAUUUCUCCCGACCAGUACACCCACUGUUUGUAUCAUCUCCCUAUACUCACCCUACUAUCGGCGAAGAAGCCCUCGAAGCAUUCUACAGCUGCAACACCUUCGUCGUGGGAUCUCCCAGGAGCAACGAUCAAUGGGGCAAAUAUCUAUCCUACAACCCUCUCAUCCGGCACCUGGUUAUUCAUGUCGAAGAAGAGCUUAAUGAACCAGCCAUAUCUACUAUUUCUGACGUUCAGGAGUACGAGUCCCGCCGCCUGAGUGGUGCCGACCCUGUACGAAGGAACUGGGAGAAACUUCUCGAAUUUCCGAAACUGGCUACUUUAACCAUCAAUCUGGAGAAAAUCCGCGAUAACAGUUUCUCCUUCCGGACCUUUGCGCCGAUUAUUUACACUCUCCGUGCUCAACAUCCCAAACUCGUGCUCAAGUUCUGCGUGUCGUUCGACACAAUUCUGCAGUCAGCUUGGGACGAUCCUUAUUGGAGUCACCCGAAUUGGGCUGUCAACGGUAUCAACGAAGAGUCGUUUAAUGAAGCUGGACCUAUCGAUGUUACUGAACUCAUCGCGCCACCAAGCGAGGAUGACAAGAAGUAUGUCGAAGAGUUUUUGCCAAAUAGGAGAAUGCCAAUGGGCCGGUCUGUGAAGCGAGGUUUACUGGACUGCAAUGUAUCAGAAAAAAAGGCUCUGGCGAAGCAUUAUGUAGUUAAGGAGCCGGCUUUGUUGAGGGUGCUCAUGGAGGAACAUUAUAAGAUUUAUCAAGAAUAUCAGAAGAAGGUGCGGGAGACAUUGAGAGCAAAUGUUCAGGAAGACUGUUGAAGAUUGUUCAAAUUGUUAACGAAGAGGUGUUGGGAGGUUUACAGGGAGUGUGGAGGGACGAGUAAGGACUGGGAGAGCAAUAUUGGCUUCUCAUGUGUGACGAUCUCUACUUGGCACUGCCAUUCAUUUCUUCCAGGCUCUACCAUGUCCUCUACCUUGUUUCUCAAAAGCUGUCAAUAGGCACAAAUAUCGUAUUCGUU